Messenger RNA from Thermothielavioides terrestris NRRL 8126, 2331 nucleotides. RefSeq lists its product as uncharacterized. NCBI's taxonomy places the organism in Eukaryota, Fungi, Ascomycota, Sordariomycetes, Sordariales, Chaetomiaceae. The record is from RefSeq and is a predicted model, not a curated record. Gene Ontology annotation, biological process: mRNA cis splicing, via spliceosome. The coding region runs from base 1 to 2331 and encodes 776 amino acids. The transcript has a single exon. Gene Ontology annotation, cellular component: spliceosomal complex.
AUGGGGAUUUCACAGAAGCAUGUUCCCAGCCCCUGGCCGCGAGACAACGGGCCUGUUUCAGCAGAGCAGGCCAUCGCGCCCCCAUUGAUGACAAGCUGGCAAGACAUCGACUCCGAGUCAGAGGCGGACGCACAUGACAGGGAAAUGGGAGAGGACUACAUCCCCGUCGGACCCGGGCCGAUGCCCCGGGUCCCCAAGCUGCUCAAGGGCCCUCGCAAGCGGCCAAGAAAACAGCCCCGAGCUUCCGUCACUCCUGACAAACCAAAGCCGGCCGCCACCCGCGAGGCCGCUAAAAGCACCCCCUUGCCCACGCCUCCCGAACCAACAACAACAUCAGCGACCCCGCCCCCAGAACCGCCCACCACCCCAGCUGCAUCAGAGCCCGCCGCGAAAGCCAACCCGGCGAUCUGGAACGUGGACCCGCGCACCGCGCUCGGCCGCCCACAACGCGCCUGGCCCGCCCGGCCAGGAACCGUCUACUGCGAGGUGUGCUUCCGCGACGACGUCGCCCGGUGGGUGCGGUUCCGCGACGGCGCCAUCAGAGUCCUGUCUCUGCUCGGCGGCGACGCGGCGCUGGCCGAGCUGCGGACGCUCGCGCAGGAGGUGGAGGACGCGGAACGGGAGGUGAUUCUCGAGCAGGUGGCGGAGCGCGCGGGUGGUGGUGGUGGUGGUGGUUGGGGUUCGUCAAGGAGGCGGCUGCGGAGCCCGCCGCCUCCGCCGUACGUGCCGUCUGAUUCGGAAGAGGAUGAUGAAGGUUCAAAGGAAGGGAUGAGGGCGGGGAGGAAACGGAAGAGGGGGGGCGAUGGAGGCGGGGAGGGCGGUGAAAUCCUGGCCAGGAAGAUCGUCGUGCUGUCCGAGCAUAACCCGCCCGUGACCGUGCCGCACUUUCACGAGUACCCUGCCGAUGUCAUCGGGCUUGUGCUUCUGCGCGUCUUGGCGGAGAGGCCCACAUCGGAUCUCGCUCGACGCCAGAAGGAGGAGAUCAGGCUGAUCUUGGACAAUCUGCGGCAGGAGCUCGGUGUUGCACCAAAGGCCUUUGACCAGAUGGCUUCGUACUGUGGGUGGUUGGUUGUGCGCUGGAGGACGAGAAAGCCAAGUGCAGGAGGCUCGAGGCAGCCUGGCUCCUACGGUGUCAAGGAUGGAUGGUGGCGGUGGGAGUUUGACGACGCCCUGCAGGCUGCACACGAACAGCACAGGACUCCGCCGUCAUUCUUUGCUGUGGACCUCGAAAAGAACGCUGAAGAGGCAGAGCUGGCCAGGAUCCGGGCCAUGGAGGCUGCCACAGCCCAGGACCGCGACGACAAUUACGACGCAGACAAACAAGGAGCAGGGGGGCUGGCUCAAGUAAAGCAAGCCCUGGGCCUGACCAUGGCCAGCAACCUUUUCCUCGCGUCCAUCGGCGACCAGCUCGCCGAGGCGCGGCAGAACCUUAUGAGCAGUCAUGACCACAGCCCGGGGAAGAAGCGUCGGCGCGAUGACGGCAACAACGCCCCAUCACCCACCGCCGACGUCCCGCCCCUGAAACGGCACAAACCCAACCACCCGGUCGCCUCACCACAAUCCCAGCCCACCGACCGUCAACCACUUCACCACCACCGCCAAGCACAACAGCCCCUGACAACCCACCUCCCGUGCCGGUACUGCUCCGAGUCGGACGCGGUGCGCCACCACGCCGCGCGCCGCCAGCCCUUCCCCUACACCACCGCCACCCACCACUACACUACCAUCACCGACGACGACAGCACCAAGCCGUGGAUCAAACCGCUGAUGUGGUCCCUCAACUACACGCACGCGGCCGCCGCGCGCGUCCGCUCAGCAGCCGAGUUCAUCGCGCUGCUGCUGCCGCCGCCGCCCGGCGGCCCAUCAUCCUCAUCCUCACCACCACCAUCGCCAUCAUCACCGACGACGAACUCCACGGCGGCUGCGUACACAACCACCCCCGGCAUCAUCACGGCGCGCGCGUGCGAGGGGAUCAAGUUCCUCGUGGACGUGACGGGGGGCGAGACGCGGGUGGUGCUGGUGGAGAUGGGCGGGGUGUUUGACGCGGUGCUGGCGCGGCGGGGCCAGGGUGGUGGUGGUGGUCGUCAUCAGCGGCGAUUGUGGGGAGAGAAAGAGGAGGAGGAGCGUCGCAGUCGUAGUGGUGGUGGUGGUGGUGGUGGUGGUGGUGGUAGUGGUGGUGGUUUUUCGGCAAAAUCAAGGGGCCGGAGCCGGAAGAGGGUGCGGUUUGCGCCGCCCGGCGUCGUGGUGGUGCGGGAUGUGGGGGCCGCGCGGCCGGUUGGGAUGUGGGAGCGCUGGAGCGAUGGGCGGUUGGAGGGGUACAGGCCGGUGUGA